This is a messenger RNA of Bombina bombina (fire-bellied toad), 1187 nucleotides long. It is a transcript of the gene MRPL15, whose product is annotated as mitochondrial ribosomal protein L15. NCBI's taxonomy places the organism in Eukaryota, Metazoa, Chordata, Amphibia, Anura, Bombinatoridae. The record is from RefSeq and is a predicted model, not a curated record. Gene Ontology annotation, molecular function: structural constituent of ribosome. The transcript has 5 exons. Gene Ontology annotation, cellular component: mitochondrial large ribosomal subunit. Gene Ontology annotation, biological process: translation. Bases 49 to 939 code for a protein of 296 amino acids.
UUGUGUCACUUGACGUUCGCUCCUCCUCCUGCCCUUCAGUACGUAAACAUGGCGGCCUCCGGGAACAGCGGGGAGAAAGCAAGGGUGUUAUUGAAGAGUCUUCCCCGGGUCACAUUUGCAAACCUCAGACCAAAUCCCGGAGCCAGACAAAGAGUAAGAAGAAGAGGCCGUGGAAUACAUGGGGGCAAGAAAAGUGGUCGGGGUCACAAAGGAGAAACUCAGAGAGGAAACCGUCCACGAUUAGGCUUUGAAGGAGGCCAGACUCCUUUUUACCUUGUUAUUCCAAAAUAUGGGUUCAAUGAGGGACACAGUUUUAGACGCCAGUACCAUCCUCUUAGUCUCAACCGUCUUCAGUACCUCAUUGAUUUGGGAAGAGUAGACCCAAAGCAACCCAUUGACCUAACACAAUUGGUCAAUGCCAGAGGAGUUACAGUACAGCCACUCAAGAGGGACUAUGGUGUCCAGCUGGUGGAAGAGGGUGCAGAUAUUUUCUGCGCAAAAGUGAACAUUGAAGUCCAGUGGGCCUCCGAGCUUGCAAUUGCAGCCAUAGAAAAAAAUGGUGGUGUAAUAACAACCAGCUUUUACGAUCCAAGGAGCCUCGAGAAACUUUGCAAACCAAUUCCAUUUUUCAUGCGUGGACAGCCCAUUCCCAAGCGAAUGCUUCCUCGAGAGGACUUGGUAAAGUAUUACACAGAUCCUGCAAAUCGUGGCUACCUGGCAGAUCCGGCAAAAGUUUUAGAAGCCAGGAAACAGCUUGCCAAGAAGUACGGCUACAUUCUUCCUGACAUUACCAAAGAUGAACUAUAUGAGAUGCUUAGUACACGGAAGGAUCCCCGGCAAAUUUUCUUUGGCCUUGCACCUGGUUGGGUGGUAAAUAUGUCUGAGAAGAAGAUCUUGAAACCCACCGAUGAACGAUUGCUUACAUAUUACAGCUCAUGAGAGGGGGCAGCAGUUUUGUGGAAGCUUUAAACAAUUCACUAUUCAAAAACCUAUUUCAUAUGUGAAACUAUUGAAAUAAUUUUGCAUUAUGGCUCUGGUUUAUAUGGCCUGGUUAAGAUUUUUCUUGUAGCAGAGCUACGCAGCACUUCCAGUAAUCUUAAUCCUACUUCUACAUACAUGUUUUUUAUGUACAAUUGUGGUCAGUGGGCAUGAUCAAAUUAAAGUUCAAUAUCUGUUUUCGCUCUUUA